This is a messenger RNA of Aspergillus terreus NIH2624, 675 nucleotides long. Its product is annotated as putative GPI anchored protein. The record is from RefSeq and is a predicted model, not a curated record. The transcript is spliced from 2 exons. Bases 1 to 675 code for a protein of 224 amino acids. Lineage: Eukaryota; Fungi; Ascomycota; Eurotiomycetes; Eurotiales; Aspergillaceae.
AUGCGUGUCCACCAGCUGUUGGCUCUCUCCGGUCUCAUGCUCAUGAGCAAUGUCGCCGCCGGCGCCAAGCUCGAGCAUGACGAUGUCCCCAAUCGCUGCUGGAACGUCUGCGGCCCCGUCGUCGGCAUCGCCAACAAGUGCGACGGCAUGCACCACGACAACGAUAGCGCGGAGAUCAAGUGCAUUUGCGACUGGAACCAGGCCCCCAGCUUGGUUCCUCUGUGCGAGGCAUGCAUUGCCGAGUAUCGCAGCAGCAACAACACCACCUCCACCCACGACCAUGACAAUGAUGAUGACCACGAUGAUGACAAUGACACUGAUCACGACAACGACCGCAACGAUCCCCAUGACAAUGACGCAUAUGACAUCCUCACCUCCUGCAAGCUCUCCACAACCAGUUACAACCCCAGCGCCGCCACCUCUGCCCUGAGCUCCACCGGUACCUCGCCUAGCACUGCCGAUGCGACUGCCACUUCGACUGGUUCUGGCUCUGGCUCCAGCUCUGGUUCUGGAUCUAGCUCUGGAUCUAGUUCUGGAUCCAACUCCGGCUCUGGCUCCACCACCAGCAGCGGUAGCAACGCGCAGACCACCGAUAAUGCGGCUCCUGCUGCUUCCGUCCCCAAGGCUGCGACUAUGGCCGCUGUGAUGGGCCUGGGAUUCCUUGCCUGGCUGUAA